Molecule: messenger RNA, 9183 nt
Organism: Coregonus clupeaformis (lake whitefish)
Lineage: Eukaryota; Metazoa; Chordata; Actinopteri; Salmoniformes; Salmonidae
Product: protein Wiz-like
Exons: 17
Coding region: 316-6555 (2079 amino acids)
Biological process (GO): regulation of transcription by RNA polymerase II
Cellular component (GO): nucleus
Molecular function (GO): RNA polymerase II cis-regulatory region sequence-specific DNA binding; DNA-binding transcription factor activity, RNA polymerase II-specific
Source: RefSeq, a predicted model, not a curated record
CGCAGUUCUCAAUCGACGUCACACACGUAGCGGUGGCGUGCCUUCAGGCAAAUAACAUGGAGUCGAGUGUGUGGUCUCUGCAAGCGGGUUCAUGGAAAAAUGUAGCACUGAUGUGAUAAAAAUAUAGCAACACGCUCUACAUGCAUUCAUGGACUGAGGAUAUUCGUAGCUUUGUUCUAUAUAAAGCAUGGAGAACGGUGCGUAAACAACUCCUUUCGUCGGACCACAAGCCAGGCCGUUUUCCUGGGAGAGAACACCACACAUAAUGUAGACUGAGUGGUCAGUAGUGGGACGCCAUACUGUGCUGUGGGGACCAUGGAGCUGGAGGGGGACUCUCUUUCCCCCAGGGAUUCCUUCACCUCUGUGAGCAGCUAUGGGCCCCCACCCUCAUUCUCAGCACAGGACACCGCAACCCACACAUUCCUAAAUCACACCUUACAGGUUUCAGACGAACUCACCUUCAGUGGGAGCCCAUGGUCCAGUGGUGGCAAUGGGGACUUUGCGAGGACCGGAGGCCCCCUAUCCCAGGUGGAACCAGGGAGGAGUGCACAGAGGAGCAUCAGGCCCUCAGCCUUUCCCUCCUCCCUGACCUGGGACUCUGACUCGGAGAAAGAGACACUAGACGAGGAGGAGCUACAGCACUUUUCUAACCCUCACGGUCUGGCCGCCCACAGCCCAGGAUCCCCCUCCUCUGGACUCAGACCUGACAGUGAGGACGACCAAGCACCUGACCAACUGCAGCUCUUACCCACUGAGUCAAACCUACCCAGCCCUGUGGAGGAGCGGGAUCAAGACAAGCCUAGCACACACAGGGAGGAGCCAAAGAAGGCCCAGCCCAGUUCAAAAGAAUUGGUAGAUGACAGAGUCUGGAAUGUAUCGGAGAAAGCUAGACUGUUUCAGUCCAAAGUGACAUCAAAGGAGGGGCACCAAAUUGAGGAGGAAGGAGAGGAAGAGGACCUGACAGGGAAGGACAAUGAGCCUGAGCGGGAUGUGUACACCUUUCCUGGGGACUCAGACCCAGAGAGCCCCCCACCAGCACCCUGGGCACACUGCACCUUCAUCCAGCGUCGGAAGAAGAAGAGGGCCCUGCUCAGGCCCUUCUCUGGCCAGGGCACCUGGGAAUGCACAUCAACAGAAGCUGGGAGGAAGGCACAGGGUGCUUCCCCAAGAGCAAAUAGCGUGGGGUCAGUGAAGGUGAGUGGAGGGGUCUAUGACUUUAAGGAGGACUUGGAAAAGGCAACAGAGGAUCUGGAGAAAGUGGAAGAGGAAAAAGGUGGUGAAGAAGAACGAGGAGAGGGAGAGCUUGGUGAAGAGAUUUUCACCUGUGUGGAAUGUAGCAUUUACUUCAAGAAGCAGGUCUACCUGCAGGAUCACAUGCAAGAGCACAGUCAGAGCAGGCCGGGGGCUGGCAGGAGGGAGCGCGGAGUGAAGGGCGGGCGAUUUCGGUGUGUGGAGUGUGGAUGGAACCUGUCAAACAGGUUGGCUCUGGCAGACCACCACAGACGACACCAGGAAUCUCGUCAGAAGAUCCUGGAGGAGAUUGGGAAGCUGAGCGACAGUGGCAAAGGGGAGACUAUGCAGGGUAAGCCGAGCAAGGUGACCAAACCUGCCAGCCCAGUCCUAGAACCAUUUGUAGCUCCAGUCACAACUCCAGUCCCAUUCACAGAGCCAGUCCCAGCUCCAGUCCCAUUCACAGAGCCAGUCCCAGCUCCAGUCCCAUUCACAGAGCCAGUCCCAGAUCCAGUCCCAGUUCCAGUCCGGGCCCCUGUCAAAGCUCGAGCCAAAACCCCAGUCAAAGCAAAGGUCAAAGGCCCAGCCAAUCGUCGCUAUCUCUGCCUCAAGUGUGACUUCAGUACACGCACCUCACAGGCAUUGGCCAACCAUGCCAAGACCCACAACAGAAAACCUACUGGUCUGCAGCGAGCCUCUCCGCGUUUUCAACCAAAGCUCACUCCUGUGGAGCCGCCCCAGUCACCUGAAUCUGCCUCUGGCCUGGCCUCCACCUCUCGCACUUGUGAUCAGUGUGCCUUCCAGGCCUCCAGUCAAACUGCUCUGAAGGAGCACCAACACGUGGCUCACCCCGCGCAGACCUCCAUCUGUGGGGAAGGGCCUGAAGAGAUGAACCGUCCAGGGUCCAGAAUUGAUGCCUCCUCUCCACCAUGUUCUGAUAAUCUUUCUAAGCCUGUCUCUCCACCAGAGGGCCAAAGCCAGUCAAAGGCCAGUAAGUCUUCUUCCUCUAGCUGGAUCUCUGCCAUGGAGGACAGUGACACACAGCCCCAACCAUCAAACACUGCUACAGCUCCCCAGCGUAGAGAGAUAGCCUUUAAGACCACCGGGAACAAGAGAGCAAAUAGGAGAGGGAAGGCGGGGACAGAACUCCUCCGGCCAAAUCCCAGACUGGACAGCGGGCCACCUGAGACCGACGAUGCACAAAGCCAGGGCCAGAGCCCUGACCUGGCAACUGAGAUUAACCAAAAAGAGACUGAAUCACUUGUUGGGUCCAAACCGCUCACCAGGGCUCGAUCCCUCCGAGAUGACUCCUGUCUAAAACAACAGAGCCUCACAGCCUCAUGCUCUUCAGAAGGGAAGCCCGUGAAGGAAGAGGAAGAGGACGGUGAUCCAAAGGUUGCUUUUGAAAAGAAGAGUAACAAGAAUUUUGCUGCUGAAAAUGACAAUGAUGAUGACAACGAUGAUCAUGACGAAGAAGAAGAAGAAGAGGAAGAGGAGAAGAUCCGGCGUUUCCUAGCGGAGGGCAUAUCAGAUGAGGAUUAUAAGGAGAUUGAUGAGGAGACGGGGACCCUGAAGAGCGUGGAGAGGAAAUGCCCCUACUGCCCUGAUCGCUUCCACAACGGCAUCGGGUUGGCCAAUCACGUGAGGGGCCACCUCAACCGAGUGGGCGUCAGCUACAACGUACGCCACUUCAUAUCCCCUGAGGAGGUCAAUGCCAUCGAGAAGAAGUUCUCCUACCAGAAGAAGAAGAAAAAAGUUGCCAACUUUGACCCGGAUACGUUCAGUGUGAUGCGCUGUGAGUUCUGCAAUGCUGGCUUUGACACCCGGGCUGGCCUGUCCAGCCACGCCAGGGCGCACCUGCGGGACUUUGGGAUUACUAACUGGGAGGUGACUGUCUCGCCCAUCCAUAUCCUCCGGGAGCUCUUCUCCAGCCGCCCAGACCUGGUCCUCCCCACAGCCCCCCCACGCAGCCCAGCCUCAGACGAGGAGGAGGAGGAAGACCUGGAGACGGAGGAGGAAGAACCAGGGGGAGGGGAGGGGAGUGAAGAGGCAACAGGUGCUACAGUCUCCAACCUACUGCCUUCGUCGCCUUCUCAGCCUUGGAAGAAAGACCACAGCGUUGGUGAGCCUGAAGGUGGGGAGGAGGAAGAGCAAAUGCCAGCACUGGACAGCUUGACCUCCAGCCCAGGGAGGAAGGGGCUGUUUUCCCUGGACCCAGAGAGCCCCUCCCCGAGGGAUGAAGCUGACAUCAAGGUGUCUAACCUGUUAAAGUGUGAGGUGUGCAGUGCCCCCUUCGAGACAAGGCGGGGCCUAUCUAGUCACGCCCGUUCCCACCUGCGCCAGCUGGGCAUUGGCAUGUCGGAGAGCAGCGGGGCGCCCAUCGACCUCCUCUACCAGAUCACCAAGGAGCGCGGUCUGGAUGGGCACUUCCCCCCUCCCCUCCCCUGGCCCCCCGUCGCCAAGAAGCCUCCUCAUGUCCUGCCAAUCCCACGGAAAGAGGAGAUAUAUGAAGACACAGACAUGGACGAGAAACCCAUCCCUCUCUCCAUCCUGGCCAAAGCAGUGAAAGUGCCACCCUCUUCCACCCCCUCCCCUGUGGCCUCCCCUCCCCCAUCCUCCCUCAUCAGGGCCUGCUCCCCCUCUCCUGUGGUGAGGAAGGCCCCCAUCUCCUCCCUGCUGCCUGUGUCCUCCCCCCUGCGCUGUCUGGACCAUAAUCCUGGAGGGAUGAAGAGCACCACCUCUAACCUCUCUGCCAAACCCUUCUGGGCCCCACAGGAGACUGAUGCCCCACUCAACCUCACAUUGGAGGUGGACCCCAACAAGGACAUAGUGUGCCAGCUGUGUGGCGCCUGGUUCGAGACGCGGAAGGGCCUGUCCAGCCAUGCCCGAGCCCACCUGCGUCACUUUGGGGUGGAGUACUCUGAGUCCAAGGGUUCCCCCAUAGACCUCCUCAACCAGCUCAUCCACACGGAUGACUUCAAGCACCGAGCCAGCGCCCUGCAGCCUGAGGGGCCCCAGGGGCUCAGGGGCCUCACAGCCAGCCUCUCCUCCCCCAAACGCUCCCUCCUCACCACCUCCUCCUCACCCCUCCUCUACAAGGUCACUACGAUGGGGGGCGGAUCUAGGUCCAAAGCUACCUCUGCCUCAGUUUCCUCAAUGUUUGGGCCGCCCUCCAAACGUCCCAAGUCCUCCCAAUUACAGGUCUUCCGUUUGAGUGGUGGGGAACUCACGCCCGUCCCCCACAGUGAACCAGUGAAGGAGAUUGGCUGUGAGUUCUGUGGGGAAUACUUUGAAAACCGUAAAGGCCUCUCCAGUCACGCGCGUUCCCACCUGCGCCAGAUGGGCAUCACAGAGUGGACAGUCAAUGGCUCCCCCAUAGACACUUUGCGAGAGCUGAUCACACGUCGAGGUCUACCCUGCGCCCUGCCCCUCAAGCCCCUAAAAUCUCCCGCUCCAUCCCCCAGACCCCCUCGCUCCCCCUUGUCCUCCUCUGCCUCGCCCAGCAUCCUGAGUCGCCUCCCUUUUGCCUUCGCCCACCCACCCAGCCACCAGUCCACAGUGCGUAAGAUGGGCUCAGCUCCACCAGCCUCCCCUGGCCUGAUAGUCAAGCUGAAGCCUGAGCCUAUGCAGCUGGAAGUUACCAUGCCAGGAGCGCUGGGGGGAGCAGCGGGAUACUCCUCUGAGCCACUGAAUUGCAGCUGGAGCAGCUCUGACAAUAUGCUCCCUCUUAACUUGGUCACAGCCCAUGAGGUAGAGCCCACUCGGGACAUCCGCUGUGAGUUCUGUGGGGAGUACUUUGAGAACCGUAAAGGUCUCUCCAGCCACGCCCGUUCCCACUUGCGCCAGAUGGGCAUCACAGAGUGGUCAGUCAACGGCUCCCCCAUAGACACCCUGAGAGAACUCAUGCACAAGAAAGGGGGCACCUCGUCCCCGGCCCCGGGGCAGAAGGAGACCAGCCAGGGGUCCAGCCCCACCUGGGAAGGCCUGGUGGGGGGCCUGGGUUACCAGUCGCCCAAGUUCUCCCGCAAAUCUGCCCUCAACCUGCUGCAUUCUGGCUCCCGGCUUCAUAAGCACGGCCUGGGGGCGGUGGGCCUCUCCUCCACCCCUCCCGCCGGGAAGUUUUUUGCGGUGUCCCUGCUGGGUAAGAGACCCCUGUCGGAGGAGGGCUGUCCAGUCGAGAGGUCACCACCCCACCCCCAGUCCUUCUCGCCCCUGCCACAUGACCUCUCCAUCAAAGGGAAGUCCUCUCCAGACAAGCAUGUGGGAGGGCACCUGGAUGCCAGCUGUGAGCUGUGUGGGUUCUACUUUGAGAACCGCAAGGCGCUGGCUAGCCACGCGCGGGCCCACCUGCGGCAGUUUGGCGUGACAGAGUGGUGUGUGAACGGUUCGCCCAUCGAGACGCUGAGUGCCUGGAUGCGCAGCCGGCCCCACAAGGUGGUGGAGAUGCACCGUAGCUACAUGCAGGGCUCCACCCGCUCCACCUCGAAGAAGCAGAAAAGCAGCUCGUCUCUCUCCCCAUCGUCCGACUCUGACCUCCUCCCCCCCAUGCCCUCCCAGAAGCAUUCCUCCUCCCAGUGGGUGGCUCUGGGGCUGGCCCAGGCCAGACGGGUAGGCCGGGAGCUCACCCUGGCAUCACCCCGGGCAGCAGAGGGUAAUGCUGGUCUCACUCCCCCCUCCCGACCCAGCCAUAGCAGUCACAGUCCCAGCCCCGCCCUACUCUCCAACACCCUCCCUCCCCACACACAGGUGGCCCGCAGCGAGCUCAACGUGCGCCUGCCCAGAGGCUUUGAGCGGCGACCUCUUAAACACCCCUCUCACUCAGAGGGAGGAGAGAGGGACAGUGGCACCCCCAAGCCCCCUCGCACCGGCACUAUUCCUGCCCUGGUGCCCAAACCCCCUUCCACCCCCCUGGUCAAAGUGGUGGGAAAGAUCUACUCCCUCAAGUGCCGGUUCUGUGAGGUGGAGUUCCAGGGUCCUCUCUCUGUGCAGGAGGACUGGAUCCGCCACCUCCAGCAGCACAUCCUCAACCUCAACUACAACAAGCCUGCUCCCUCUGCCAUGGACCCCCCAGCCCAAGACCACCACCCAACCCCAACCUCAACCUCAGUCCCAGCCACUACCUCCAGGUUCACCACAACACCUGCCCCCACCUCAACCCCACCCUCCACCCACACCACAGCUCCUACUGUCCUCCCUCCUUGCAGCCCCUCUCCUCCCCCUAUGGUUGAGUCUGCUCCAAUUGUCACUGCCACUCCAAUGGCAACAGCCUCAGCAGUGUCCACCCUCACCCCAAUCCUGAUCCCCAUCCCCACCCCGGCAUUGUAACCCCCAGGUCCAUAACAAUCCACACAUUCUUCUAACCCUUUUGUUCUGCCACAUCUUUGCCAUGCCUUUUUUCCAUCCACUUGUUCCUUUGGCCUCAACACUGGGAACCUGUUGUUGAAGUGUUUUAAAGAGAAGCUUUCCCCAAAAAAGCUCUCUCAACCCCGAGCCUCCUAGGAAGCUCUGCAGAUGGUUACAAAGCCCCAUUGCCAUGGGAACCCAAGAUCCCCUGACCAGAGUGGGUGAAUGCAACUGUCCAGGGCUUCCGGGUCUGCUGUUUCUUCUUUGUUUUGACUUGUUUGAACUGAAUGUUCAGUUUGUAACGUGGUCAGUUACUCUUCCUGCCGCUCAGUGGUUAACCGAGAGGUUAACUCAAACCCUAUUGAACUUUGACCUCUCUCCCUGCUCUAAAUGGUGCUUUAGAAAGACCUGAGAGGCUCCCCCCAUUUAUAUUUGAAGCACUUAAGAGGAGCCCACUCAUGGCUCCUGCUUUAGUCCCCUUACCAACAUUUUAAAAGGAGUGUCUAUGCUUAGUCUAUGAUACAGACUUAAAACACCCAUUUACACUUUUAUUUUGUUAAGGCAAUUUUAACGUAGACAAUGUCACAGAGCACUUAAGUAAAUGCCACAUUGAUUAGGGCAGUGAUGACGAGGAAAAGGCCCCUUUGCGAGAAAAGGAAGGACCCUGUAGAGGAAGCAGCAUCUUGAAGGGACGUCCCAUUCACCUUAGUGUUAGGCUGACAGGUGCAGUCACACAGUAACUCUGAACGUUUUCUGAAUGUAGUUAAAGGGAUAGUUCCCCCAAGUUACAUAAUUACCAAUGUGUAAUUUUGUAAUUUGGGUGAACUAUCCCUUUUAAUGAACUUCUUCUUUGAGAUGACUGUGCCAUGUUAAAUUUGAUUGGUCAUUAUGUUAUUGCAUGGUUUGAUGUCCCCAACACUGUUUAGCUAACGGCAUUUAAGCUCUUGAUGAUACUCAUCUAUUCUUUCGAUGAAAGGGUCCAUAGAAAUGUUGAAGGUCACUAUUUCAAUGAGGACAAAUGUUGCCAUUUCUUUCUUGCCUUGUCAAUGAAACCCAAAACCUUGAUUGUUAUUUAUUGUACAUUUGAAUGUGGUGAACUAGGUUGUUUUUAGGCUCAAUUAGAACAUUGGAAUGUUUGAAAUUAGGUCAGUGACACUUUUAUCUAAGUGCAUAAGCUAUGUGUGUUUGUUUGUGUGUGUUUUUUUGCACAAGAGGUGCAUAUGUAUGUCUGUCAGGGACUUUUAAAUGCUAGACAGAGGUAAACAGUAGCUAACACACAGGACCUCUCCAUAGCUAAAAUCUAGCUAAUCAUGGGACCUGGUCUAUUAUUUAGUCUGAUUUGACUGCAUCCGCCAUUCUCCUAAGGAUGUGCCAAAGAGUGUGUUUACUCCCUGGUCUCGCCUCUGUAAGCUGUUUACAUGGGACCUGUUCAUAGGGAGGAGCUCUGCACAGCUACGGAGCAACCAAGGCUCCUCGUUGGAUGAGGGACAUGUAUCGGUGUACAUCUGGAUCCAGUGUCUCCCAGUAUGUGAACCACAGAGUUGACUGACUGUUGCAGUGACAUACAUAAGCGGCCUUGGCUUCAUGGAACUGUUACACUACUGCAUUAUUGCACCCAGGACACUGACGCCCACAGAGGUUGCUCUCUAUCAGAGCUCUGUGAAGUAGUGGUGCCCUUAAAUCCAGACGCAUUACGUAUGUCCUCUGGUGGAACAGCUUCUAAAUUGGGGCGACGCUGUCAUGAAGGUGUCGCUCCAGCGUGUGUCUUCAUGUGGUUUCAGAUAAGGGUUUAUAUUGCCUGCAGAGUGACGCAAUAACUGAAGAGUCCAUAGUGAAAUUAACUUUUCAAGUUUGGUCCAGCAUUAAACUAUGUUGAAAACAUGACUGUUCGACCCUAACAGUUCCCCAUACCUUUUAUGGAGUAUAGAUACGUAUAUAUAACUACAUGUACUUAUGAAACUGUUGAUGCUAUUAGAGCUAUUAACAGUUCUAUUAACAGCUAGUUACAAAAAAUGUUAUCUUGAUUCCUUUUAUCGUGAUUUAGUUUCAACCUUCUAUGCCAUGUAUUUUUUAUUGCUCUGUGCAUUUCUGUAUUUGCAGUCCAGGAAGGUGAAACUUAGAUUAGUAUUUUUUAGUUUCUUUGUUAGCUAGUUUCUCUAAGCUGAACAUUGGUGCUCUUGAGAAUGGGAUGGUGAGGAUGGGGAGUGACUGAAGACAGGAGAAAAUUAGUGAUUGUCAUGUCCUAAGAUCACAGGACUCUAAAUACUUCAGUCUUUAAAGGGGACCACUUUUGCACGUUCAGAUUUUUCUCCACCAGUGAGUGUUCACAUCGUGAUAGGGUUAGCCUCUGGCAGGUUUGUGACUGUUACCGUGUAAGAUGAGUUGCCGCUGGUGUUACAACUAAGUCCCCUUUAAGAUUGCCUGUGUAUACCCCUCAGCUGGUAUGACUGGCUGCAGAGGGUUGGUGUGUGUGUGAAUGAGUGUCUGUGGAGAGCAAAGACCAUUAUCUGAUGAUGAUAAUGAAAAGAUUAAAGAAUUGUACUGUACACAAAGGGUUGAGGUUCAUGUGAAUCAGCUCCUGAACAAACAUUAAAUGUGAUUUCAAACUCA